GAACGAAAAAUGAGCAGUAAUAAAACCACCACUGACCAUUCUUGGCAGGAUUCUCUCAUCACUCCUAUCAGAGUAGGUGUCACCUCCAAGAACAAGAUAAAUAAGACCCCCAGGGCCAGUGAUAGUAACGCCUCCAAGACCAAUGAUAAUGACACCCCCAAGAACAAUGAUAAUGACACCCCCAAGAACAAUGAUAAUAAUGACACCCCCAAGAACAACCAUAAUAAUACCUCCAAGACCAAUGACAAUAAUUAA
This is a messenger RNA of Ambispora leptoticha, 255 nucleotides long. Lineage: Eukaryota; Fungi; Glomeromycota; Glomeromycetes; Archaeosporales; Ambisporaceae. The record is from the annotation of a GenBank genome assembly.